This is a messenger RNA of Patella vulgata (common limpet), 1854 nucleotides long. RefSeq names its product T-box-containing protein TBX6L. The transcript is spliced from 8 exons. NCBI's taxonomy places the organism in Eukaryota, Metazoa, Mollusca, Gastropoda, Patellidae. Bases 170 to 1678 code for a protein of 502 amino acids. Gene Ontology annotation, cellular component: nucleus. The record is from RefSeq and is a predicted model, not a curated record. Gene Ontology annotation, biological process: cell fate specification; regulation of transcription by RNA polymerase II; positive regulation of DNA-templated transcription. Gene Ontology annotation, molecular function: RNA polymerase II cis-regulatory region sequence-specific DNA binding; DNA-binding transcription factor activity, RNA polymerase II-specific.
GUCAAAGCUAACAGAACAACUUGAGAAAUAUACAGACUUUCAGUGAUAUACAUUUACUAGGUGAUAAUACCGUGUUCAUUUCAACAUUUAAAAAAAACUUCCUGCUAACAAAAAGUGUGAUUGUGACAAUUCUUUAUUUUUUGAAAGAUAUUAACAAGAACACAGUAUCAUGUAUGAGGAAGAUAUCCUUAGCCAGAGAGCCAGAGCUUUCCCUCUUAGUCAUGGAUUGAUGCCAACACCACAAGCCUUUUCAUUUGGAUUCCCAAUGCAUCCCGCUCAUGAUCCAAUGGCCCUUGCUGGUCAAGCUCAACAAUAUGGUGGCUACCCGCAUCUGUCUACUCCCGACCCCAAAAGAAUGUUAGGCAGUGGUCAGAAUGAGACAGCCGACAAAAACAUCAAAAUAACUUUAGAAAACCGUGAUUUAUGGCAGAAAUUCCACAAUAUCGGCACAGAAAUGAUUAUUACCAAGACUGGAAGACGAAUGUUUCCUAUCUUGAAGUGUAGUUUAGAUGGUUUAGAUCCCCAUGCUAAAUAUAUAUUGUUGGUUGAUUUGGUACCAGUUGAUGAUUGUCGUUAUAAAUAUCACAACUCAGAAUGGGUGGUAACUGGUAAAGCUGAACCUCAUAUGCCUGGUAGACUUUAUAUUCAUCCUGAUUCACCAGCUUCUGGUGCGCACUGGAUGAAACAACCGGUACCAUUCCACAAACUCAAACUUACAAAUAACAAUCUGGAUCAGAACGGACAUGUGAUUCUCAAUUCUAUGCACAAAUAUCAACCCCGUGUUCACGUUGUGCAGGCUAAUGAUAUAUUUACUAUGAGAUGGAAUACUUUCAACACAUUUGCUUUUGAGGAAACCAUGUUUAUUGGUGUGACAGCUUACCAGAACGAACAGAUCACCCAAUUAAAGAUUGACAACAAUCCUUUCGCUAAAGGCUUCAGAGAUAAUGGCAUGGCAAGAAGAGAUCACAGAUUAAGCUUGAAAAGACCUAACAGUGAAGAUGGUUGCAAUGAUGACAUAAAAGUAGAAAAUCCAGCUAAACGACUGAAGAAUCUGGAUGAUGUUGAACCGAAUUCAAUGAAACUGAAAACGUCGACACACAACCCUCCAGUAACACCUAAAACAGAUAUGAACGAACAACUCACAGAUUCGUCAGCCAGCUCUCCAACAGACGGCAGUGAUAGCGAUCUUUCAUCCUGUCUCAAAUCAGAAAGUAUUUCUCCUCUAGAGAAACCCCGAGGGCACCACGACUCCAGCCCCGAUCUACCCAACCCCUGUCAGUUCAGCACCAUGAAAUCUUAUAACCAAGCUUGCAUGCCGAACGACCAGUCUUAUUAUUCUCACCAUUCUUCAGUCAGUCGUGUUCAGAGCAGUUCUUUUCUUCCAGUCUCUUCCACGACGGGUUUACUUCAACCAAUGACCAGCAACCUGUUCUCCAUGAACUCCCAGAUGCAACCCUGUCGAUUAUCCGGGCAGACCAACGACUGUGCUCUUCGACAAUCUGGUUUAGGAUCUCCCUCUCAUGGUUACGGUAUUCGAACAACACCACCUCAGCACCACCCAUCGUUAUCAUCUGGUUUAUCAUCGUGUACGUACAUGCAGUCAGCUCAGCCGUACGCCUCACACCUCACCCCUAACAUGCAUAUGAUGAACAUGAACUUCACUGGACCUAUGGCAUGAAUUCUCAAUGGCUCUUAGUAGCGCUUUAAGAAUUUAAAUAAAUUAACUUAUUAUCGAGUGUCGACGUAGCAAGACGCGAAGGGCAGGAGCUGGCCGCGUAAGUGAUAUACGCAGUCAGAAUAACCAACGCAAGUAUUGAGCCAGUUAUAAGUGGUGCAGGAAUUAAGCUGUUUGGA